Molecule: messenger RNA, 2954 nt
Organism: Clarias gariepinus (North African catfish)
Lineage: Eukaryota; Metazoa; Chordata; Actinopteri; Siluriformes; Clariidae
Gene: aadac
Product: arylacetamide deacetylase
Exons: 5
Coding region: 327-1538 (403 amino acids)
Cellular component (GO): membrane
Molecular function (GO): carboxylic ester hydrolase activity
Source: RefSeq, a predicted model, not a curated record
ACUGCUGUCUUCUCUUUGAUCUCACAAUCUGAUUUCUUUCCGUUUAUUCUUUUAAUGAGGAAUCCAGGAUUGUUCUAGAACGUGCAGGUAUUAUACAGUAGCAGUAUAUUAAAAUGAAAAAAUUAUAGUAAUUGUGGCUAAAUUGCAUGCAUGUGUAAAGAAGCGUAUAAGAAACGGCCCUAGCGCGCGCUCGGAGCCCCUCCCGGUAAAGGGGGGUGGGGGUGCUGGAUUACUCACCGGAUUACCGGAGUGUCUGUCUAACAGGCCCAGCGGAAGGGGGGAAAGUUUUGUUCGUGCGCUCGGCUAUCUGUUACAAAGCACCUGAAAUGCGAUCCACAGGAGCGCUCGUGCUCCUCUCCGUCUGCGCGUUAACCGCGUACUACAUCUACUCACCCGUCCCGGAUAAUAUAGAGCAGAGAUGGAAGCUCAUGGUUACCGACUGCUUCUUCAGGAGUUUGAGUCACUUGGCAGACUUCACCGAGCUGCUGGGUCUGGCAGACUACAUGGACGUAAUGAUGUUUAUUACCUUACUAGAAAAAGUGGUACCCUUGUCCGAUGAGCGGGUGAAGGUGGUGGAAGAGCGUUUUGAUGGUGUGGAGGUGGUGGUCUAUGAACCCAGGAAGAACAGAGGAACUGGUGAGAUGAGAAGAGCAAUUAUCUACCUGCAUGGUGGAGGAUGGUGUCUGGGCAGCUCUAAAAUGGGUCCAUAUGAUCUCCUGUCCAGGCAGAUGGUUACAGAACUAAAUGCAGUGGUCGUUUCAGUGGAGUAUCGUCUGGCCCCUCCUUACCAUUUCCCUGUUCCAUUUGAAGAUGUGUAUCGUGUAGUGAAGUACUUCCUUCAGUCUGCUGUUCUGGACAGGUACAAGGUGGAUCCGGAGCGUGUUGCAGUAUCAGGGGACAGCGCCGGAGGAAAUCUGGCAGCCGCCGUGACACAGCAGCUGCAGUUGGACCCAAACCUGCACGUAAAACUAAAAGCUCAGGCUUUAAUUUAUCCAGUCCUGCAAGCACUGGAUCUCAAAACUCCGUCAUACCAGCAGAACCAGCACAUGCCCAUCCUGCCACGCACCCUCAUGGUACGCUUUUGGAGUGAGUACUUCACCAGAGACAAAUCGUUCCUCACUGCCAUGUUGACCAAUAGCCAUAACAGUGCGGAAUCCUUUGCGCUGCUGAAAUUCGUCAACUGGAGCGUCUUCCUGCCUGAGCCGUACCGCCAGAUGUACAACUACAGUGCACUGUCAAUAUCAACAGACAAAACAUCUUCAUCGCUAGUGGACCCACGGGCCUCACCGUUACUCGUGCCUGACACUGUGUUGCGUCAGCUACCUAAAACUUACAUUCUGACGUGCGAAUAUGACGUACUGCGGGAUGAUGGCAUGAUGUAUGUAACUCGUUUGCGUCUGGCCGGUGUCGAUGUGACGCACGAACACUACGCAGAGGGGUUUCAUGGAACGUUAAUGUUCACGCUGUGGCCCACUGAGUUCGAAAUCGCUCACAGAAUGACGGACAAUUAUCUCCUGUGGCUCAAGAAAAAUUUGUAAAUGAUUAUUUUGUGACAGAACUGGUUUACAUAUACUUUAUCUCAGAAACUGUGUAAUUUUUUUCUUUAUUUUUUACAUUUUGUUUAAUGUGAUUUUCUGUUUUUAAAAUGCGACUGAAAGUCUGAUUUACAGUAAUAUUGUCAGGGUGUAAUAUUUUAUGACUCAUGACUAGUUCUGGCUGACUGAAAAAAAACAAGAAAUCUCAGUCUCUUGAUCAAUGUCAGGAUAAUAGUACGCCAGUUUUUUUUUUUUUUUCUUUCAAUUACUGUCAUCCUUAGAGGUUCUGGUAAUCUGCUUAGUGUUAUUUACCCUUUAGACUUUAGUUUGUCAAGCAGAAAGUCAAAUUAUCUAUCUCUAGUAAACCUGAUUUUUUUUUUAAUGUUAAAUCGUGAGGAUAAUUUGCAUGCACUUUCAAUUCCUAGAUUUGCCUUCCCAUAACUGCGUUCUUAAGUGCCUCAGAAAGUUUGUAUGCGGAUAAGCCAUAAUACGUACUAACAUAACCUCCAGGUGAAUUAUUUACCAGUAAACCAGCGAAAGGAUCGGGGGCACCAAAGGCUCACUUUCGCCCCAGGGGACCAAAUUCCAGCCUGUCUGGUCAGAUCCCACAGAAAAACCAAUGUAGCAGAAAUUCUAGAAAAAAGUCACAAAAGUUCUGGCCACAACAGAAAGGUAUCAGAACCUGUUACUGUACUUUUUAUGUAUAUCUUUACUAUAUUUGAGUAUUUUCUGUAUAUGAUUAUUUUAUUUCUAAACACUUUUUUUGUAUGAAAAAACCUGUACAUUUAUUAGCUACUAUUCAAUACAAAAUUGUUACUUUUUUGCUGGUAAACACACGAAAGUGCAUUGGUUUGAUUUUCUAAUUUAAACAUAAUAGUUUACACUGCUACUUAGACCAUAUUACGAAUGAGCUACAUCCUAAGUGGGAGGAACAGGAAGAAAACAAUCUAAGCAAUCCAAAUUUACAGCAAAGUUAUUAUGAAAUUUCAUUUUUAUUAGCGCACCAAAGUGAUUGUUUCCAGGGCAACAGGUCCUCUCCUACUUGUUCUGUGGAUUCUUCUGGCUCUUUUAUCAAGUGCAUUUUCAAGGUAAGAGUAGAAGUGAUCUAGACAGCUACUGUAGCUAUCAUACUGAGAAAAAGAGUUGUGAAUUCUUACUCAUUUGAUUUGUGAUUUAUGACUAUAACAAUGGCUUAUUUUAUAACAAGCUUACAAUGGAUCGGCGCAUCCUUCACAUAUAAUUACAGUAAUCUGUAUGCAUUUUACAUUUACAUUUACAUUUAGGCAUUUGGCAGAUGCUCUUAUCCAGAACAACUUACAAAAAGUAUGCUUGCAGUAUUCCCAUGUUUAAUUGUGUAGACUACUUGUAUUACACAGGGUAGCAAUAAAAAUAGCUGGCUGAGCUAACGGAAUAAGGAAA